This is a messenger RNA of Homarus americanus (American lobster), 3047 nucleotides long. RefSeq names its product putative ankyrin repeat protein RF_0381. Gene Ontology annotation, molecular function: protein binding. Bases 909 to 2600 code for a protein of 563 amino acids. The record is from RefSeq and is a predicted model, not a curated record. Gene Ontology annotation, cellular component: nucleus; cytoplasm. NCBI's taxonomy places the organism in Eukaryota, Metazoa, Arthropoda, Malacostraca, Decapoda, Nephropidae. The transcript is spliced from 17 exons.
AUAUAAGAAGAGGCAGUGCUUGUUUGCCAGUGUACCUUACUACACCUACACUGCACUCUCUCAGUUUUCUAACCUACAUCCGAUGCACUUAAGUGUAUCACCUCCACUGACACUUGAGUGAUGCUUUACACUCACACUUGUCACCCUGUUUACAUUAAUAUACACCCCCUACACCCCACACGUGGUAUUUUUAGGUGUACUUAUCGCCACCUAUAACACACGCUUACACUUGAGGCAGCUACACUCUCUACACCCAAGAUACUACACAUAGAAGCAUAUAUCAUACAUCUACAUUAUACACUUACACUCGCUAAAGACACACACAUAUAUGCACUACACCCUAUGCACUCACCCUACACCCAAGUCUAUUACACCCACGUCAUUUUCCUUAAGUCACCACUCUCCUACACCCAGGGAGUGACACCAUCCUACACCCUUGCCUCAUGGAAGUGUAUUAGGAGGGAUCGCAUUUUGCACUUGGCCAGCCCUGAAGUUCACUGGUCCUCCCUGAAGUCGUCGGACCUGAAUUUAAUACAUCAACCCUGAAAUUACUGAAUUAGCCCUAAAAUUAACGAGGUACCCCUAAAAUUUACUUCAUUAUCCCUGAAAUUAGUUACUCAACCCCUAAAAUAGCUAAUUAGCCCUUGAAAUUAACUAAUUAUUUUGAUACUAGCUAAUUACCCCCAUAUAAUAUAAUUAAAGACCCAUGAAACUAUUUAAUUAUCCCAUGAAGCACAAACCGUAAUGAACUCUUGAAUCAAGCAUAAUAAAUAAUAAAUCAAAAUAAACAAAUAUAAAAUUUUUACCCUUCGGACGUCGUCUAAAUGUGACCUAAGAAGCUCUCAGGUCACUUAAUUGGGCUCAGAGGUCACAUCCAGCCAAGGUCAAGCAGCACACGUAAGGUCAAGAUGCCAUUAAGAGUAUUGGCACUUGCACUGUUGGUGAUAGGUGCCACUACUAUCACCGUAGAUGACAGGCAAGAUGGCCUGACUCUCAUCAAGGCAGCGAGGACCGGGGACCUGGAGGAGGUGAGGAGCCUGUUGGAUAUGGGUGUGUCUGUCAAUUCUAGAGACGGUGCAGGACAGACGGCACUACAAGUAGGGGCGAGGCAAGGAAGUGUGGCCUUAGUUGAGGAACUUCUGGCGCGACAAGCUGACGUCAACGCCUCAGACAACUGGGGUAAGACGUCCUUACAUGAGGCCGUCUGGUUCGGGCGGCAGGAGGUACUGGACGCUCUACUGGCCGGGGACGCUGACCUAGACGCGCCAGACGAUGAUGGUAAGGCAGCUCUUCACGAGGCUGCCUGGUUGGGUCGAGUGGGGGCAGUGAAGACUUUGCUGGCUAAUCAUGCUAAUGUCUCUGCCGUCGACCACUACGGUCAAACAGCUUUGCAUUACGCCGCUGAGCUGCUCAAUGCCAAGGUAGUGAAAAUCUUACUAGCCAACCAAGCUGAUGUUGAAGCCAAGGAUAAUGAAGGGUUGACGGCGCUACACUAUGCCUCCUGGUUCGGUCGUGAGGAAGUAGUGGCGAUUCUGUUAGGACACGGGGCUGAUCCUACGGCCAGGGACAUACUAGGUCAGACGCCUCUACACUACGCCGUGGAGCACAAGGAACUGGACGUGACUACCAUACUGCUUAACUACGGCGUGGACGUAGAUACUGUGGACAACAAUGGCAACACAGUGCUACACUUGGCCACUCGGGGUAGAAAUGUCACGAUGAUCGAAGCUCUCUUGUUCUUCUGCCCAGACUUGACCCUAAUCAACUAUCAACGUAAGACUCCGGUUGAUUUGGCCAGGGAGAAGAGGAUGAAGGCAUUGGCUACACUGAUGGAAGGUCAGAGAGGGACGCAGUGUGUGGUGGAGGGGAAGACCUGCCUGAAGGAGGGAGACACAGGUGUGGCUCCUCUUCGUCGCCUGACCUGCUAUGGCGAUACCUGGAGGCCGUCAUCCCCCGCCUCACCUGGUCUAGACUGUCAUGUGUCAGGGCAGGUGUACCAUCACGAGGCACGCUGGCAUGAUGGUUGUCACGAGAACAGGUGUGUACGAGGACAGGUUUGGAGGAACCCACAGGUGUCUGGCACAUGUUGCCAGCUGGAGGGGGAGGAACAUGGUCACGGCACCACCUGGUCAGCUGGUUGUCGCCACCUGGGGUGUGAGAGAGGACAGGUCGUCCCCCUGGCAGUACUCACCACCUGUUGUAGGGCGGUGGAUGGCCAGGUGUAUCCCGAUGGACACACCUGGCCCGAAGGAUGUCAUCAACAGGUGUGUAGAGGAGGACUUGCCCAACCCACACACGUGCUUUCAUCAUGCUGUAGUGUGAGAGACGAAGCAUAUAGUGAGGGUGAACGAUGGACGAUGGGCUGCCUACGUGUUGUCUGCGAGGCGGGGCAAGUUCGGCACUACGAUUUACUACAUGUUUGUAAAGUUUUGUUUCUGAUGGUGGUGUUAGCGGUGGCUGGGGUAGUGGUGUCCGUGGUUCUAUCUAUCGUCCUCUACCGUACCAGGAAGACCCUCACACUACGUCAGAACCUCGACAACAAACCUAAGAUAAUCUUCCCGAUACUGAAGGACAAACUGAACAACAAGGUGACUGAAUAAAGCGAUCGAGGGCAGAAUAUGGCAGAGAAUUCACCCUUUUCUGACUUCCACAAGAAGGAGAAAAGUCGUACUAGGCAGAAUAUGACAGAGUGACUACCAUUCUCUGACACCUCUACCACCCUCCUACAGUAGAGCAUAUCAGUCAGUCAUUUGAUUAGAUGACUGAGUAAGAGAACUUGAUUUUGAAGAGCUAUUAAAACUCAUUCAUGUAUCACCAGAGGGUAAAAUAUGUGUGUUCAGUUGUUAAGUGUUUUUAUGUAUCUAAUAAUUUCAUUCUUCUCCUAUGGAUGAAGAUGAUAAUUCUUGUCUAAGUAUUAUUAACAGAAUUAUUGACCCUGAUGACGAGAUAUCACUUAUAAGGGGUUAAUAAACGAUAUCUCCCUGAUGUCAAGAAAAUAUAAAAAAAUAUCCCUGGCGAGAUUUUGAGAAAUAAACAAAAAACAUGAA